AUGAUGUCCGGACGAGGCAAACAAAGCGGUAAGGCUCGCGCUAAGGCUAAGACUCGGUCUUCGCGGGCCGGGCUUCAGUUCCCCGUGGGCCGGGUGCACCGCUUGCUCCGCAAGGGCAACUACGCCGAGCGGGUUGGGGCCGGCGCGCCGGUGUACCUGGCGGCGGUGCUGGAGUACCUGACGGCCGAGAUCCUGGAGCUGGCGGGCAACGCGGCCCGCGACAACAAGAAGACGCGUAUCAUCCCGCGCCACCUGCAGCUGGCCAUCCGCAACGACGAGGAGCUCAACAAGCUGCUGGGCAAAGUCACCAUCGCUCAGGGCGGCGUCUUGCCCAACAUCCAGGCCGUGCUGCUGCCUAAGAAGACCGAGAGCCACCACAAGACCAAAUAAGUAACAAGGAGGAAGCUGCAAAGAGAAAAAAUACAAGAACUGUUUAGAACCAACUACACGCAAGAUGGCAGAAGAUUUGACUUCCAGUAGAC
This is a messenger RNA of Balaenoptera ricei (Rice's whale), 482 nucleotides long. Its product is annotated as histone H2A type 1-J-like. The transcript is spliced from 2 exons. Gene Ontology annotation, cellular component: nucleosome. Gene Ontology annotation, molecular function: structural constituent of chromatin; protein heterodimerization activity; DNA binding. The record is from RefSeq and is a predicted model, not a curated record. Lineage: Eukaryota; Metazoa; Chordata; Mammalia; Artiodactyla; Balaenopteridae. The coding region runs from base 1 to 390 and encodes 129 amino acids.